Molecule: messenger RNA, 279 nt
Organism: Symbiodinium necroappetens
Lineage: Eukaryota; Dinophyceae; Suessiales; Symbiodiniaceae
Source: the annotation of a GenBank genome assembly
AUGUUGGACUAUGCCGGCUGCGUACUGAACAACUGGGAACGAUUGGAUCCGAAAGGGCCCAUCAAGCCGUCGAAUGUGCGCUUACUCCGCCGCUUCACGGGCCUGAUCGACGAGGAGUGGUUUUUCAAGACGCACAUCAUCAUCGAAUCGGAAGGCGGACAUGUGGCUGGUGCCCUGAAAUCGAUUUCCGCAGCAAUGCGCAACUCGCCACUGACUGGUUGUUCACUUCCACCUAGCUCUGCAAGACCAGUUUGCAAAGCCAAGGAGCGACCCCAGUGA